Molecule: messenger RNA, 3298 nt
Organism: Mauremys reevesii (Reeves's turtle)
Lineage: Eukaryota; Metazoa; Chordata; Testudines; Geoemydidae
Gene: TRIL
Product: TLR4 interactor with leucine rich repeats
Exons: 1
Coding region: 168-2480 (770 amino acids)
Biological process (GO): modulation of chemical synaptic transmission; regulation of axonogenesis; synaptic membrane adhesion
Cellular component (GO): glutamatergic synapse; postsynaptic density membrane; plasma membrane
Molecular function (GO): cell-cell adhesion mediator activity
Source: RefSeq, a predicted model, not a curated record
GCUCAGCCAGUGCAACAAGCAGCCCCGGUGCUGGGCAGGGCGCGCUGUAGCCGCUGCCGGCGGAGCUCAGAGUGGGGGGGCCGAGUAGCAGCCGCGGGGAAGGGGGGUGGGAUGCUGGAGAGACACAAAGCCGGCGGGGGAAGCAGCCCGCCGCAGCUUUUCCCGGGAUGGAGGCGCCUCGCAGGCUCGGCUUGAUGCUGCUGCUGCCGUGGGUGGUUUGGGGCUGCUUCUCCCUCCUCUUGCUGCUUCCCCCCGUGGGGUCCAUGUGCCCGGAGCCAUGCGACUGCCAGCUGCAGCAGCACCUCCUGUGCACCAACCGGGGGCUGCGGGCGGUGCCCAAAACCGCCGACCCCCAGGGCAUCCUGACCUACAGCCUGGGGGGCAACUUCAUCGCCAACAUCUCUGCCUUCGACUUCCACCGCCUGGCGGGGCUGCAGCGCCUGGACCUGCAGUACAACCGCAUCCGCUGGCUGCACCCUAAGGCCUUUGAGCGCCUGGUGCUGCUGGAGGAGCUCUACCUGGGCAACAACCGGCUGGUGGCGCUGGCGCCGGGCACCCUCCGCCCGCUGGCCAAGCUGCGCAUCCUCUACGUGAAUGCUAAUGAGAUCGGCCGCCUGAGCACUGCCUCCUUCGCCGGCUUGGGCAGCCUGGUGAAGCUGCGGCUGGACGGCAACGCACUGGCCUCGCUGGGCGAAGCCACCUUCUCAGGGCUGCCCAACCUACUCUACUUGCACCUGGAGUCCAACCACAUCCGCUGGCUGAGCCGUGGUGCCUUUGCUGGCCUGGCCAAACUGCGCUUCCUUGACCUGUCUGGGAACCAGCAGAGUUCGCUGCGUCACCCAGAGACCUUUGGGCCACUGCGCUCGCUCAGCACACUGCUCCUCUCCAGCAACAGCCUGCAGCAGCUGGGUGGGGGCCUCUUUCAGCACCUGCCUAGCUUGGCCAAGCUCUCACUCAGCAGUAACCGGCUAACACAGCUGGCGCCGGAUGCCUUCGCUGGGCUGGGGGCACUGAAGGAGCUGCGACUAGAUGGGAACCUGCUGAGCCACCUGCCCGCCACCUUGCUGGAGCCACUGCGCAGCCUGGAGGCCCUGGACCUGAGCCGCAACAUGCUGGCUGCCUUGCACCCUGCUGCUUUCGGCCCCCUGCCCAAGCUGCGGGAGCUCAGCCUGCGCGACAAUGCACUGGCCGUGCUGCCGGGGGAGCUCUUCACCUCUAGCCUGGCUCUUCAGCGCUUGGAGCUAGACGGCAAUGCCUGGAGCUGUGACUGCCGCUUGCGAGGCCUGAAGCGCUGGCUGGGCACACGGCACUCACAGGGCCGGCUGCUCACUGUCUUUGUGCAGUGCCGCCUGCCACCCACUCUGGCUGGCAAGUACCUCGACUACCUUCAGGAUGCACAGCUACUGCCACCCGAUGGCGCCGACUGCCACAGCGGGACCUCCCCAUCUCCCUCCCUGCCACCUGCAACAGGGCAGUGGCCCAGGGAGCAACAGUGGCAGCUGAUCCUGGCUUCUGAGGGGCUUGGGGGCAACAGCAGCCGCAGCCCGGCCCAAGGUGGACCCAGAUCCUUGCCCUCUGCCUCCACUAUGCGCCUGCUGGGUGCUCAGGAGGGGCUUGCUCCAGCCCAAGGCAGCAGAAGAGCCGAGCCCACUCCUACGGCCUCCCUACCUGACCUGCUGGGCAGCUCCAGGCCACCCCCGCCUCUGGCUGGCCCCGCGUGGCCUCGGCGGGCGAGGAAGCACCACCUAGCCCCCUCUGUGGCUGGGGCCCCGCUGGUAUCCGACGCCUGUGACUUCAACAAGCUCUUCCUGUGCAACCUGUCAGUAGAGGCGGUGGGCACUAGCUCGGUGACGGUGCGCUGGUGGGUGCGGCCUCACCGCAGUCCCCGCCUGCUGGGGCCUGUGCGCUUCAGGCUCCUCUUUGACCGCUUUGGGGCCGCCGUCAAGUUCCAGCGCUUCGUCUACCUGGCGGAGCGGAGCGAGACAGCUGCCACCCUGCGGGAGCUGCGUCCUGACACCCCUUACCUGGUCUGUGUGGAGGGGGUGCUGGGCGGCCGCGUCUGCCCGGUGGCGCCCCGGGACCACUGCGUGGGGCUGGUCACCCUGCCCAACGGGGGUGCGGCUGGCGGCCCAGACCAGCAGCUCCUCACACUGGUGUUGCUGGCGGUGAAUGCACUGCUCCUCUUUGUGGCCCUGGCGGCCUGGGUAUCUCGCCUGGUGCGGAGGAAAAUGCAAGGGCGGCGUCAGGCAGCACCGGUGCACGUGCGACAGAUGUACUCAACCCGCCGACCGCUCCGCUCCAUGGGCACUGGCGUCUCUGCUGAUUUUUCUGGCUUUCAGUCCCACCGCCCGCCCCGCAGCGCUGUCGCUUGUGCCCUCAGCGAGACUGACCUAAUCGAGUUCCCCUGCGAGCGCUUCGCUGACAGCAGCAGUGCCCGGCGUGGGGAGGACCACCUGCUGCAGCAGCGAUUCGCUGACUAGCAGUGUGGCCCAUGGAAACUACAACUCCCAGCUGGCCCCAUGCUGGCAUCACGGUUUAGCAGGGCUUGCUGGGAGUUGUAGUUCUUCCCUGCCCCCGGUCGCCUCACCAAGGGUGGGGCUGCGUGGCACUUAAGACUGUUGCCAAGCAGAGGGGGGUGGGUUGAGAUGGGGCACCUGGAGUAAAGACCGAGGCGCUCUGUGUGGGUGAGUCUAACAGAUGGGACCCAAGCUUGUCACGUAAUUCCAGCACUGCAGUCUCAAUAUAUCAGUGUUCCUUUCUGCAGGUAGAAGGGGGCUGGAGUUCUCAUGGGCACAUCCCAGUUACUAGGAGGGGUUAUGUGGGGUUGGUUUUGGUCUGGCACAUUUAUUAUAAAGAAAUCCUUAAAAAUAUUAGUACUUUCUUGAAGAUUUAAAAAAAAUCACUAACCUAAGGAAGUAACUCUCUGCAUUUUUAAAUAAUUGCUGUCAAGAAGAACAGAAGAGUAUUGGGGCUAAUGCACAUAGCAGCAGGGGUGGACUCUGUCCUCAGAGCCAGCAGUUUAUGUACUGUGUCUUUCAGGAUAAUCUUCUUGCACUGUAUUUAAGAAGGUCCAGGUUACCUUUCUCUGGUCAAACAAAUAAUCCAAAUCACUGAUGUGAUACAAGAAAUGUGUUUGAAGUUUACUGAACACUGACUUUUUAAACUCAUCAUCACUUCCUAGGCAUAUUGUUGAAAUAAGACUUGAGGAACAGCAUCAAUACUGAAUUCUGCAACAUGCAAGUAAUCUGAACAGAAUGGAAUAUGAAGCGUUUGAAUAAUAUGGUUGUUUUAACUCAAA